AUGCACGUCGACCGCCCACGUUAUGUGAUUGACAGGCCGGCGUAUAACCUCCCAGACUUCGACAGAGAGUUUGACAAGAAGAGUCGACAGUUUCCUGUUGGCGAGAAAGUAAAGAAACUCUUCAGAUGCUCCAAGUCGAGACUGAGGAGCCUGUUAUUCCGACACCUGCCCAUCCUGAGCUGGCUGCCCAAGUACAAAGCAAAAGACAGCCUGCUGUGUGAUGUUAUCAGCGGGGUCAGCGCCGGCACCAUCCAGGUUCCCCAAGGCAUGGCGUUCGCCCUCCUUGCAAAUCUCCCUCCCGUCAACGGCCUCUAUUCUUCUUUCUUCCCCCUCAUCCCAUAUUUCUUCAUGGGCACCGCUCACCAGAUGGUCCCAGGCACUUUCGCCGUCCUCAGCAUUAUGGUGGGAAUCGUGUGUCUCCAGCUGGCCCCAGAAUCGGACUUCAGUCAUUUCAACGCCACUCUUAACGCCACAGUGGUGGACACGGAGAUGAUGAAUGAGGUUCGUCUGGGGAUAUCUGGAACUCUGGCCUGCCUCACCGCGAUCAUACAGAUUGGCUUUGGCUUCAUGCAGUUUGGGUUCGUUGCCAUCUAUCUGUCAGAGUCCUUCGUCAGAGGCUUCAUGACGGCUGCAGGGUUACAGAUCCUCAUCUCCGUGCUCAAGUACAUCUUUGGCAUCAAAGUGCCGCCGUACAGUGGCCCCCUGGCUGUGGUCUAUACUCUCACAGAUAUUGCAGCCGGCCUUGCUGAUACCAACGUAGCGUCGUUGGUAUUUGCUCUGGUCAGCAGCGUGGUUCUGAUUGUCGUCAAGGAGCUGAGCGCACGUUACCGCCACAAACUGCCCUUCCCCGUCCCCAUGGAGAUCGUUAUUGUGGUGGUGGCCACGGCCAUCUCAGGCCCGCUGCACCUUCCUGAGAUCUACCACAUGGACAUCGUGGGAGAAAUCCCUUUGGGAUUCCCGGCUCCGAUCCUGCCGACAGUGAGUCAGUGGCAAGACAUGCUGGGCACAGCGUUCUCCCUGGCGAUAGUUGGGUAUGUCAUCAACUUGGCGAUGGGCAGGACUCUGGCAGCCAAGCAUGGUUAUGAUGUGGAUCCCAACCAGGAAAUGUUGGCGCUUGGCUGCAGCAAUUUCCUUGGGUCGUUCUUUAAGAUCCACGUGAUCUGCUGCGCUCUGUCUGUGACCCUGGCUGUGGACAACGCCGGGGGGACAUCACAGUUUGCUAGUCUGUGUGUGAUGCUGGUUGUCAUGGUUACCAUGCUUGCAUUGGGAGCCUUCCUGAAACCACUUCCCAAAUCAGUGCUCGGAGCCCUGAUCGCCGUCAACCUGAAGAACACGCUCCUGCAGCUCUCGGAUCCCUAUUACUUAUGGAAGAAGAGCAAGUUAGACUGUUGCGUGUGGGUUGUGUCGUUCUUGGCCACCUUCUUUCUCAGCUUGCCGUACGGAGUCGCCAUCGGGGUGGGCUUCUCCAUCCUGGUCGUGAUAUUCAAGACACAGUUUCGUAACGGUUCGGCAAUGGUCCAGAUUAUGGACACAGAUAUCUACAUAAAUCCUAAGGUGUACACGAAGGUCAUGCCAAUAACGGGGGUGAAAAUAGUCAACUACUGUUCACCGCUCUAUUUUGCAAAUGCUGAGAUGUUUCGGCAGAGGGUCGUCAAAAAGACCGGACUGGACCCCGGCAAACUGAUUCUGGCCAAGCGGAAGUUCUUAGAGAAGGAGAUGAAGGAAAAAUUAAAAAUGGAGAAGAAGGACAAGAAGGAAAAGAAGGACAAGAAGGACAAGGAGACGAGGAGGAGGAAGCCCAGCUCGCUGCUCGAACUGCAGAACGACUUUGAUAUGAGCGACGGCAGCGCCAGCUCCCCCGAAACUCCCACCAGCUACGUCAACUUCCACUGCGGUGACAUUGAGCUGGGCGAGCAGACGUCCGAGCCGGAGCCGUCCAGUCCCUGUGCCGUCACCCUGGAGUCCCAGCCCAUGCCCUUCCACACCCUCGUCCUGGACCUGGCAGGCGUCUGCUUCAUUGAUCUCAUGGGAAUCAAAGUGCUGAUAAAGAUGAACUCAAGCUAUUCGAUGCUGGGGAUCAAACUGUACCUGGCUAAUGUUCAAGCCCAGGUGCACGAGGAGCUGGAGGCCGGAGGAGCGUUUGAGGACGGAAACAUCGCCCGCGGUAAUCUCUUCCUCUCCGUCCACGACGCCGUUCUGUUUGCUCAACACACCUCUGGAGAGAGGCGCGUCUCCCUAAAGGUCGGCCCCAGCUGUAUAAAGCAACUUUAUCAUACAAAUCCUUUUUCCACAACAUCACAAACAAACACCUGCUGUUCAGAGGUUUCAGCUCAGGGCUACGGGGAGAGAUUAACACGACUGUAACACCCUGAUUUAUUCUCCGAGAGGGAAAUUC
Hippoglossus stenolepis (Pacific halibut) is the source of this 2395-nucleotide messenger RNA. Its product is annotated as solute carrier family 26 member 9. Gene Ontology annotation, molecular function: chloride transmembrane transporter activity; oxalate transmembrane transporter activity; sulfate transmembrane transporter activity. The coding region runs from base 1 to 2364 and encodes 787 amino acids. Lineage: Eukaryota; Metazoa; Chordata; Actinopteri; Pleuronectiformes; Pleuronectidae. The transcript has 18 exons. Gene Ontology annotation, cellular component: membrane. The record is from RefSeq and is a predicted model, not a curated record. Gene Ontology annotation, biological process: transmembrane transport.